ACUCCAUCUCGUCGCCCUCACCGACAACACAACCAGUCCCCAGCCGUACCAUACCCUACCUACAACAUGUCUUUCGCCGGCAGACGCACAAGAAACAAGGUCAAGAAAGGUGUCCAGUUCACCGUCAUGGUGGUUGGUGCCUCUGGUACGGGCCGCACGACAUUCGUGAACACUUUGUGUGAGUCGGAGGUCCUGUCGCACAAGGUCUGCGACAGCCCUGAGACAGCGCAUGUUGAGGAGGGCAUCAGGAUCAAGCCUGUCAACGUCGAGCUCGAGGAGGAGGGCGUCCGCAUCGCCCUGACCAUCGUGGAUACCCCGGGUUUCGGUGACAACAUAGACAACGAGUUUGCCUUCCAGGAGAUUGUUGGUUACCUUGAACGCCAAUACGACGACAUUCUCGCGGAGGAGUCUCGUAUUAAGCGUAACCCUCGCUUCCGGGACAACAGGGUUCAUGCCUUACUCUACUUCAUUCCUCCAACCGGCCACGCGUUGAGAGAGAUGGACAUCGAGCUCAUGCGCCGGCUCUCACCUCGUGUUAAUGUCAUACCGGUCAUUGGCAAGGCCGACGCCUUGACUCCAAGUGAACUUAGAGGGUUCAAAAAGAGGAUCAUGGAAGAUAUUGAAUACUACGACAUCCCCGUCUACAAUUUCCCUUACGAUAUCGAGGAAGAUGAUGAGGAAACGAUCCAAGACAACAGCGAGCUUCGUGCCAUGAUGCCCUUCGCCAUUAUUGGCUCGGAAGAGGAAGUUGAGAUCGAUGGACAACCCGUCCGUGCAAGAAUAUAUCCUUGGGGAAUUGUCGAAGUCGACAAUCCGAAGCACUCAGAUUUCAGCCGACUGCGGGGAGCCCUCUUGAAUACACACUUGGCUGACCUGAAGGCCUUGACCCAUGAUGUACUGUACGAAACGUACCGUACCGAGAAACUAUCCAGGACAGUCCACGCAGACGCCCCAGACUCAUCAAUCCUGCCGGAAGAGCUGGCAACGCAGAGUGUGCGCCUUAAGGAGGAGCAGCUCCGUCGAGAAGAGGAGAAGGCAAAGCUGAUCAUCCUGCGCGAGAUCGAAUUGCGGGUACAGCGAGAGAUCAAUGAGAAGAGGCAGGAACUGCUGGCCAAAGAGGAAUCGCUCAGGAACCUCGAGAGCCGCCUUGCUGCCCAAGGCUCGCAGGCAGAAAUCCGAGACUGAUCCUGGAGCGUCUCGACGCGCUCUGUGUGAAAAGCAGUUUCGUGAGGCCAGUAUACCCUAUGUCAAUCAGGACUAUCUGUCACGUCCCCCUCCGUUGGCGAGGUGCUUCCGUUCGUUACGGGCUGAUUAUCCGGAUAAUCUAUCAUGUUUUGCAUUGUCGCUUCAGUAAUUGCUCCUUUCUCCUUCGGUCGUUCUCGCGCUCCUUGUCGACGGACGCUUCGCGUCUCGGGUCGUACUCUACGUGACUCGUACACUCGUUUGGCCAUUGCUACAUGGUUGACCCGCUCUGUCCAGUUCUAGUGCAUUGCGAUAAUGAUAUAUACAUACGUGCAGG
This is a messenger RNA of Laetiporus sulphureus 93-53, 1519 nucleotides long. RefSeq names its product GTP binding protein. Gene Ontology annotation, molecular function: GTP binding; molecular adaptor activity; GTPase activity. Gene Ontology annotation, cellular component: septin complex; microtubule cytoskeleton; septin ring. Bases 67 to 1185 code for a protein of 372 amino acids. The transcript is spliced from 12 exons. NCBI's taxonomy places the organism in Eukaryota, Fungi, Basidiomycota, Agaricomycetes, Polyporales, Laetiporaceae. Gene Ontology annotation, biological process: cytoskeleton-dependent cytokinesis. The record is from RefSeq and is a predicted model, not a curated record.